Messenger RNA from Magallana angulata, 4359 nucleotides. RefSeq lists its product as uncharacterized. Bases 1415 to 2407 code for a protein of 330 amino acids. The record is from RefSeq and is a predicted model, not a curated record. The transcript has 6 exons. NCBI's taxonomy places the organism in Eukaryota, Metazoa, Mollusca, Bivalvia, Ostreida, Ostreidae.
AUAAAUUAAACAUCUUCUUUUUAUUAUCUAUUUCCCCGUGCGGAACCUCAUGGUAUUUUCUACACAAGUGGAUUAUCUUUCUUGUUUUUCGACGUGAUCAUAUACAAAUGCCUUUAUAAACAUUGAUUAAAGUAUUUAUCGUGCAAUAAAAAGGCUAUGGGUUUCAUCCAGAUUGUUAAGCUUGUUUUUGGAGAGAGAUUCAGAGGCUUUAGAAUGAAAUGGUAGAAAUGGUAGGCCGCGCGAGUAAACAGAUGCUGACGGGCGGAUCAACAAGUAUUAAUCGGUAGCGAAAACGCAGUCGCGAAUAUAAUGAUUUCUCAAUAAACGGUUAUUUUAGAAUUAAUUUAUAUUCAAAACAUUCAAUAUCAGAUUUAGUACCGCAAUGUAAAUUGUUCCGGAAUGUUAAUUGCUCAAUCGUGUUAUUUUUUCCAAUAUGCAUGACUGUACAAUUUUUUUUUUUUGCCGAAGAUCAAGAGUUGUCUUUUGUUCGAGGAUCAAACAAGCACGGAAUCUACAUUCGAUCGUGAGUUAUGAUCAUUUGGACAACAAAAUCGAUACAGACCGGAAAUGACUGGAGCACGGUAUAUCUUGGACAGUCCAAGUCCCGACAAAACGAUGGCUUGUGUGCAGAGGCCAAAUAACAAAGGGAUGCGAACACUGCUAGUCCAAGCAUGGUUCUUAGUUUUCUGAAAGGCUUUUCUGUAAAAAGAUGACACCGUUCAAUCAUUUUUCAAACACUGAUUGAAUAUACGAGGACAAGAUGCAUAUCUACCAGGCAGAACAAAUCAGACCCGGCCUCGUUCAAAAGAAAACAUUCCCUGAAAGGAAAACAAUUAUUACCAGUUAUCAGAAAGUUGAGGGAUAUUCAAGAUGCGCAUGGCAUUAAACAGUUAGCUAACGGACUUAUGUAUGAGGAUGUAUUGAAGGCUGUUGAGGAUUUAACUGGAGAAAACGGGAUUGAGUAACUGGAACUGGCAGGGAAGGACCCAAAUGAUGAGGAUUUUGCAAAGUUACCACUCCAUGUCUGCAUAUUACAUGCUAAUGAAAAAGGACAACCAGAAGGACAGUAUUUGCAGGAACCAGAAUUAGGUCACUUGUCAGCAACGACUGCAGAUCUAGAGCAAGGGCCUACUUCUAAUUCAAAGAAGGCAACAGACAAAGACCAGGAUUCAAAUGGUGGAAAACGUAGGAAGCUACAAGAUUCAAUAACUGAAGUCAAAGACAAGGAUGGUACACAGAUUCAGCAGGGAAAUAAAUAUAGAAUGGGAGAGAUGACUUGAUUUUGAUCCAACUCGUGUAGAACUAAGACGGAAUUCAUCAUGGGUGACAUUGGGAGGUGGGACUCCCUCAUUUGUAACCAAACAUCCUACAGCUGAGUUUGUCCUUCAAGGAGUCAGGUCAGAUACAUCAUAAUAUGAAUCAUUGGAAUGAAGUUUUGAAAAAGGGAGUAGUAGAUGAAGAUGUUCAGUUUAGAAUAAGUAGGUGGCUUACACAAGGUGUAGAUGUUAAGGAAUUCUUUUCACAUUUCAAAGGAAACUUUAAAGGUCUUUCUUAUGACAGUGAUGAACCUUCAAGCAUUUUCUUAGAAAGUAGUAUUAGUUGUAGGGAUCACAAGGAGUUUGUAGGCCAGAUUUUAUAUGAGAAAAUAAGGAUAGGAGCCAUAAGAGUUCUGGGGAAGAUUGGUGAAUGUGACAUGCCUAGGGUUGUGAUGCCUUUGUUAGUAGAGCCAUCUCAACCACGGUUAUGUUUGGAUGGAAGGUUCUUAAAUUUGUGGAUAAAAGAUUCUCCGUUUCGUCUUGAAACUUUAAAUGAUGUUCAUAUGUUGAUAGAUUCAGAGGCAUGGAUGGCAACAUGUGAUGAAAAGUCAGGCUAUGAACACAUUGCUUUGUCAGAGAAUUCAGAUAUCAUGGUUUACACAGUUUUGGCUUUUGGAUGGAAGGCCUCACCAUAUGUUUAUCAAACUGUUGGAAUGACAAUUACAUCUUAUCUUAGAAAAUUGAAUGUUAUAACAACUCAGUAUAUUGAUGACCGUUUGAUGAUAGCUAACCCAUCAGAGGGCACUACUGACUUGGAAGCAAAAGAACAUUGUUUUAAGGUGAUAUAUGCUCUACUUCAAAUUUUAACCCGUUUAGGUUACACAAUAUCACUUGAAAAAUCAUUCCUGGAACCCCAACAAUGUGUAAGGUUCCUUGGAUUUUUGGUGGAUUCAGUAAAGUUAGCUUAUAUCUUGCCAGAGGAUAAAAAGUUUAAGUUUAGAGAGUUAAGAGAGUCACUUUUGGCAGGCAGGGAGGUUUCUAUUCGAACUUUGCAGCGUUUUGCAGGCAAGUGUGUUUUGAUGGGUUUUACAAUUCCAGGAGCUAAAUUGUACUGCAGGGAAGUUAAUAAUGCAAUUUCAUGUGGAGUUUAAAAUUCAAAACGUAUUGUCAUAGGUGAUGAAUUGCGGGAAGAGUUCAAAUACUGGCGUUUCUUGGACUCGUGGAAGGGUUACGCAAAGUGGAGGUCAGAGAGUCAUAAGCAAGUAAAUAUUUCAACAGAUGCUUCUGGCUACAAGUAUGGGGCAGUAGUUUGUUUUCAGGGGGAAAAGGUUGAACUUGGAGAUUUUUGGGAGACAAACGACAGUAGACCUAUUCAUUUGAAGGAAGCUGAGGCAGUCCUUCAGGUCUUGAAGUCAAUAGAGGAAGUAAUUAGAGACUCGAGGGUUGACUUACUGGUAGAUAAUGUUGCUGUUCUGAGUGUUUGGAACAAUCAAGGAGGACGGGAUAGAUCUUUAAACAACAUAACAAAACAGAUAUUUCAGUUGGUGACCUCUUGUAAUUGUGAUCUGCACAUGCAAUAUGUAUCCUCAGAUUUGAAUGAGGCAGAUUCACCUUCACGUAUUCUUAGUUACAGUGAUGCAUGUUUGAAUAUUGGUUCAUGGCAGUGUGUUGAAAGGCAAUUUGGACCUCAUUCAAUGGACCUCAUGGCUAUUGAUUCUAAUGUGAUGAAAUCUUCAGGAGGUACAGCACUACCACAUUUUACCCCAUAUCCUACCCCAUAUUCAUCUGGUGUAAAUUUGUUUGCUCAGGAUUUGUCAGUGGUGGUUAAUGCAUAUGUUUAUCCCCCUUUUGCCCUUAUACAUCCGGUACUCUUAUUUUUAAAGGAACAGAAAGUUGGUCUGUGCACCUGUGUCCUGCCAUUAAUCAAGAUUGUACCUGUUUGGUGGCCUCUUGUUCAAAAGCAUGUAAUCCAGAGUUUAGAGUUAGGGGCCCGGGGAGAUAAGGCAGUAAUAAGGGUUCCUUCUAGAAAAGGUUUCAUUACUGAUAAUAAGGGUCUGAGAUGGCCACUAGUUGCAUUCAAGCUUUUGUUUAUCUAAGCUAUAUGUUUUUCAUUUCGUAGGGAGAAAGCUUGGAUCUGGUUAAGAUUGACAAGAGGAUUAAGGAAUUGAAUGACAAAUCUUCAUCAUCUUUAUCUAAGAGAAAAGAUACUUUGAAAAACUCUCUGAAUUUCUUUCUUAAACUAUUGAGGAAAGAUUGCACAAUAUCUAAUUGUACCCCUGAUGAUCUAAAGCAUUUUCUGGUAUGGAAGGAUGGUUUUGGUAAAACACCAGUUCAUAAAAUAAAUUGUACAUUUUUGGGUACUAAAGAAUAAGGAAGUUGUGAAUGCCCAAGACGAUUAGCAGCUGGGACAGUAUCGGUGUUUUACGAAAGUGGUCGUGGUAAAUUCUGGGAUGAGAAGAGUGAUACAGGUUACCCUGCAGUGGCACAUUGCAUCAAACAGUAUGUGAAACUUAUUCAAGAGGAACAAGCCGCAGCACAUGUAGUUCCUAAGCAGGCAAAGUGAAUCUGGCUUUAUCUGGUUCGGUUACCAAUGUAGGACAAAUGAUGAACCAUGUGGGAUGGUAUGGAGAGGGAACAGCAGAAUAUUAUAGUAGAUUGCCAGCUUUAGUGGAAUCUGAUUAUAUCGCAGGUAGAUUAGCAGACAGUGCAGGUCAAUGUGAUUUUGUGGAAGAUCUGUUCCAACAAUAUGAGGAUUUUAAUAUUUUACAAAAAGCUUUUCAUUAACGAUAAGGCCUUAAGAAUAUCAAUACAAUUUAGGGAAUAAGAAAGAUCCUUUGUUUUCGAAUUUAUCAUCUACAUCAUAUUAGGAUUUUGUAGGACUGUUUGUUUUGUAAAUAGCAGUGACGGUUAAUUUGUUGUUGAAUAACAUUUUGUAGAUUUACUGUAUAACUUAUAACAGUGAUAAGUUGAAAGAAUGUCAAAUCUAAAAUUUGAAAAUAAUACAUAUAAUGUAUUUUAAGCAAUAGUUUUAUCCCAUUUGAAUAACUUGUGUUUUUGUUUUUAAGUUCAGGAGUAUGUUGAACAGACUGUUUGUUACUCAACA